UUUGUCAUCGUGGUGAUAGAUUCUACGGACAAAGAGCGAUUGAGUAUGAUAAGGGAGGAACUGUGCAAGAUGCUUUCCAACGAGGAACUGUCGAAGGCUGGAGUGUUGAUCUACGCCAAUAAACAGGAUCUGAAAGGUUCGAUGUCGGCCUCCGAGAUAUCCAGGGAAUUAAAUUUGACGUCUAUCAAGCAGCAACAGUGGCAUAUUCAGUCCUGCUGUGCGUUAACCGGAGAAGGACUGUACCAGGGGUUGGAGUGGAUCGUGAGCAGACUUAAAAAGAAAUGACUAAUCCUACAAAACAUGUCUUCGUAUGUGUGUGUAAAAGCGAAUUGAUGAAUGGGUUACCUAUAAUAAUAAUAAAGAAGAUGUCUCAUAUUGAGAAUAAUUCGGUUGUGUUUAAAGAUGAAUCCAUUUGAGGGAAAACUAAAUGUAUUUUUUUUAUAUGUUGUUAUUAUUAUUUUCUUUUUCUUUCUAAAACUAAAUCUUCUACAAUGACAUUCGAGCCAUUUUUAUAGCUUUGUAAAUAUUCCAAAAUACAACAACAACCACAAAAAACUUACAAGACUAUAACCGAUUACAUUCUGUUAUAAUGAAAUUUAUUAUUCUCUCGUGUUCCUGUUUUUAAUUCAUUUAUGUUAUGAUGGUCUACCUACUACUAAUUCAAUCAAAAUAAAAUGGAUCCAUAUGA
Molecule: messenger RNA, 688 nt
Organism: Nicrophorus vespilloides
Lineage: Eukaryota; Metazoa; Arthropoda; Insecta; Coleoptera; Silphidae
Product: ADP-ribosylation factor-like protein 5A
Exons: 2
Biological process (GO): intracellular protein transport; protein localization to Golgi membrane; vesicle-mediated transport
Cellular component (GO): trans-Golgi network; cytoplasm
Molecular function (GO): GTPase activity; GTP binding
Source: RefSeq, a predicted model, not a curated record